Messenger RNA from Myxocyprinus asiaticus (Chinese sucker), 6571 nucleotides. Its product is annotated as protein diaphanous homolog 1-like. Gene Ontology annotation, molecular function: actin binding; microtubule binding; small GTPase binding. Gene Ontology annotation, cellular component: cytoplasm; actin filament. Gene Ontology annotation, biological process: actin filament polymerization; actin cytoskeleton organization. The transcript has 27 exons. Lineage: Eukaryota; Metazoa; Chordata; Actinopteri; Cypriniformes; Catostomidae. The record is from RefSeq and is a predicted model, not a curated record. The coding region runs from base 497 to 4168 and encodes 1223 amino acids.
GAGAGAGAGAGCGAAAGCGGAAAACUUCAGCUGAUCUCUCCUCAUAUGGUUGUUGUUUGAACCUGAACUCUUUACCAUGAAGCACAAGAAGUGGAUAUCGAUCAUCGGAAGUAUUGACAGCUCGACCGAUAAUCGAUUAGAUUGAUAGGUUUACAGUUAUAAAGCACAGUUUGUGUGUUGUUACAGAGGUCGAGUCAAACUUCCACCUUUAAACACGUUUGCUCGGAGACCAGCGCGUUAUGACGAGGCUCUACAGACUUCAGAAGAGAAUAUAAACUCGUGAAGGCUCAUUAUAAAGGGAACACCGCCGGGAUUUGAGGGGUUUUAGUGUUCAAAUUUCCCUCCUGUUCCUUUGUGCCGGAGGAAGAGCACGGGCCGCGGCGGGGAGCAGCACCAGGCCGCGGGAUCAGAGGGAGUGAGUGAGUGUGUGGAGAGAUACAGUCCUGCAUGUUUGAAGGAAAAUAAGUGAUUUUAGUCCUAAACUAGAGUUGUAACAAUGGAUCCAUAUUCGGCGUCCGGUGGUGCUCCCAAAAGCGGCAAAGAUAAAGACAAGAAGAGUAAGAAGAGCUAUGAAGAUGGAGAAAGCAAGAAGAAGUUUACUCUCAAACGGCUGAUUCCUGAUGAGCUGGAGCGGUUCACCAGCAUGCGGACGAAGAAGGAGAAAUCGGGCACGGUGGGACACAGACACUCAACAUCCGUACAGUAUGAAGUUCCAUCACAGACGCAGUCACUGCACGAACACUCGGAUGACUAUGUGCUGGAGCUCUUCGAGCAGAUGCUGGUUGAUAUGAAUCUGAAUGAGGAAAAGCAGCAGCCGCUCAGACAGAAGGAUAUCUCCAUUAAGAGAGAGAUGGUGUCUCAAUAUCUGCACACAUCUACUGCUGGUAAGAAUCAGAAGGAGAGCUCCAAGUCAGCGCUGGUGUACAUACAGGAGCUGAAGACCGAUCUGAGAGACACACAGUUACUGAGCUGCCUGGAGUCACUGCGAGUGUCUUUAAACAACAACCCUGUCAGUUGGGUGCAGACCUUCGGAGCUGAGGGUUUGGCUUUACUUCUGAUGUUCCUCAAGAAACUUCAAGAUGAGAGAGAAGAACCUAUGAAUGCUGGGAUUGGUGUGAAAUGUCAGCAUGAGAUCAUUAGAUGUCUGAAAGCAUUCAUGAACAACAAGCACGGUCUGAAAGCCAUGUUGACGUCAGCAGAAGGAAUUCCUCUCCUCGUCAGAUCCAUCAAUCCAAACGUUCCGCACAUGAUGGUUGAUGUAGUGAAACUGCUGUCUGCUAUCUGCAUACUGGAGCACCCAGACAACACUCAUGAGCGUGUGCUGGAGUGCAUCACGGAGCAGGCGGAGGAGCAAGACAUAGAGAGGUUUCAACCGCUGCUCUCCGGCAUGCGCAAAAACAGCAUUGCAUUGAAGGCUGGCUGUAUGCAGUUAAUUAACGCUGUGAUCAGUCGAGUGGAAGAACUGGACUUCAGGAUUCAUCUGAGAUCUGAACUCAUGAGACUCGGACUUAGAGACCUACUGAAGGAGGUGAAGAUGAUUGAAAAUGAGGAGCUGAAAGUUCAGUUUCAGGUCUUUCAAGAGCAGGCCGAUGAUGACUCUGAAGAUCUUCGCUCACGACUGGACGACGUCCGUGUUGAGAUGGAUGAUGUGACUGAAGUCUUUCAGAUGUUGUUGAAUACGGUGAAAGACUCUAAAGCUGAGCCUCUCUUCCUCUCGCUGCUUCAGCACCUGCUACUCGUGAGAAAUGACUACAUGGUUCGGCCUCAAUACUAUAAGCUCAUAGAUGAGUGCACGGCACAGAUAGUUCUGCACCGAAAUGGCUGUGACCCCGACUUUAAAUGCAGGAACCUACAGCUGGACAUCGGCUUUAUGAUUGAUAACAUGGUUGAUCAGACCAAAGUGGAAAUCAGUGAAGCCAAGGCCACAGAGCUGGAGAAGAAGCUGGAUACCGAGUUGACGGCCCGUCAUGAGCUGCAGGUGGAGCUGAAGAAGUUGGAGGCGGAUUAUGAACAGAAAGUUCUUGAUCUGAGCGCAGAGAAAGACGUGCUGGGGAAGGAGAAGAGCGAGAGAGAGAAAGAGAACCAGAACCUGCUGUCACAGAUCAACCAACUCAAAGAGAAGAUUGAGAAGCUCUCGAAAGAUCUAGAAGAAGCCAAGACAAAAGUCAUCACUGUGCAUGUGCCUGUGGCCCUGCCCCCUCCUCCUCCAACCGGCCAAUCAAAUUCAUCAGUGGCGCCACCACCCCAUCCAGGUGAAGCCUGCCUUCUGCCCCCACCUCCUCCUCCCCCUCCUCUACCUGGGCAGACAUCCAUGAUGCCCCCUCCUCCCCCGCCCCCACCUUUACCUGGUGGGCCAUGUAUGCCUCCGCCCCCUCCUCCACCCCCUCUACCCGGGGCACCUGGAAUGCCCCCGCCACCUCCCCCACUUCCUGGGGCACCUGGUAUGCCCCCACCUCCACCUCCUCUACCUGGAAUGCCCGGUAUGCCACCUCCUCCACCCCCUCCACCCGGAAUGCCUGGUAUGCCGCCACCCCCACCUCCGAUGGGCGGUCCUGGAAUGCCGCCGCCUCCUCCAGGAGGUUUUGGUGGAUGGGCACCUCCCGUUCCUCAACUGCCAUAUGGUCUACAGCCAAAGAAAGACUACACACCUGAGGUUCAACUGAAAAGAGCCAAUUGGAGCAAGAUCGCAGCUGAAGAUCUGUCUGAGAAAAGUUUCUGGGUAAAGGCAAAGGAGGAACGCUUCGAGAACAAAGAGCUGUUUGCCAAACUCACUCUCACUUUCUCUACACAAACCAAGGUUAAGAAAGAUCAAGAGGGAUCUGAAGAAAAGAAAACUGCUCAGAAGAAGAAGGUGAAGGAGUUGAAGGUGCUCGACUCCAAAUCCUCCCAGAACCUUUCUAUAUUCCUGGGUUCAAACAGGCUGCCUUAUGAAGAGUUUAAGAAUGUCAUUUUAGAGGUCAAUGAGACACUUCUCACCGAAAAUAUGGUGCAGAGUUUGUUGAAGCUGUUACCGGAACAGGAACAGCUGAACACAUUAUCAGAGAUGAAAGAUGAAUACGAGGAGCUGGCCGAAUCUGAGCAGUUUGGAGUUGUGAUCAGUUCAGUGAAACGUUUGAAGCCUCGUCUCAGUGCAAUCCUCUUCAAGCUUCAGUUUGAGGAGCAGGUGAAUAACGUGAAGCCAGACGUCGUGGCGGUAACGGCGGCAUGCGAGGAGCUCCGUCAGAGUGAGAGUUUUGCCAAACUGCUGGAGAUCACGCUACUGCUGGGAAACUAUAUGAACGCAGGGUCACGGAAUGCUAAAGCCUUUGGAUUCACCAUCAGUUACCUGUGCAAGUUGAGGGAUACUAAAUCAGCCGAUCAGAAACAGACUCUACUGCACUUCAUGGCUGAAAUAUGCCAGGAACAGUACCCAGAGGUCAUGACCUUCCCAGAGGAGCUUAUCCAUGUGGAGAAAGCCAGCAAAGUCUCCGCGGAAACGCUCCAGAAGAAUCUGGAUCAGAUGGAGAAACAGAUUGCAAGCCUGGAGAAGGACAUCGAGACGUUCCCCCCUCCACAGAGCGACAGAGACAAAUUCAUUGAGAAAAUGACCAGUUUUGUGUCGACUGCUCGUGAGCAGUUUGAGAAGCUGAAGUUGAUGCAUGAGAACAUGGAGAAACAGUAUGAAGAUCUGGGCAAAUACUUUGUGUUCAACCCCAAGAAGAUGAGUCCAGAGGAGUUCUUCGGUGACCUCAACAACUUCAGGAACAUGUUCCAGCAAGCGGUGAAAGAGAACCAGAAACGGAAAGAAGCGGAGGAGAAGAUUCGUCGAGCUAAACUGAUGCGAGAGAAAGCCGAGAAAGAGAAAGAAGAGAAACAGAAGAGAAUGAAUGCCAAAAAGAUACCCGACAUCAAUGAUGAUGAUGAGACUGGUAUCAUGGAUGGUCUGUUGGAGGCGCUGCAGUCCGGAGCUGCUUUCAGGAGGAAGAGAGCACCACGAGCAGCCAAUAAUCGGAGAGGAGCUGGUCAGGCCGUGACGAACCUUCUCGCCAAAGAGCUUCUUCAGGAGGACGCCCCGCCCAGAGGCGCCAAAAAGACCCGAUUGGACACUGAGGACAAGAGGGAGGAGUCUCCGGAAGACACAGGCUCACUGGAGGAUUUGUUAGAGGAUAUCCCGUUACGCUCAAAUUAAGCACUUCCUCUUCUGAGCAUGCCUCUUCCUCUUAAACGAUAGAUGUGUUCGGGGACCAAGCAUGCGAGGGCGGGGCUCUUGCUUAACCACACCCCUUUAGUAAGCGUGUAUGACUUCCUAAUGGCUGUCACACUGGAGGAGGUUCCAUCCUUACAAGAGUGAUGUUGUCUUUUCACUGCCCUGAUAAACACUUUAUCGGUUUUUCUUUUCUUUGCAUUGUCUAACACUUUUUCGCUCUUAACGGCAAGUUUCAUGUGUUUCAUAUCUCUGUUCACGCAGAAUUCCAAAGAUUUGUAUACACAUAUUCCAUAAUAAUUUUGUUCUCUCAGCAGGACAGUUCCAUUCCAAAUUCACGCAAACUUUUUUUUUUAUCCCUAUUCAAAACAAGAAUCUCUUUUGCGUUAACUUCCUUUUUUGUUUUGUUCUUGUACAUUGUUUAAAACAUAUAACACGGCUGAAUGUUGAAAAAACACCAAGUGCCAAUAAUGAUGACCCCAGAAAUACAUGGUUCUGUUUUUGCGUACUUAAGGUGUUCUCACUGAGGUUCUGUAGCCCAUCAUAAGAUUUAACGAAGGUCUGGUACCUGCUCACGAAAUUGUUUUUCUGUUUCUGUGCUCUCCUGUUCCUUUGUGUUACAUUUUGUUAUUUUAGUGAAUGAUGUAAUAUAGAUUUCUUGGUAACUUCUCACUGGCUACAGUCCUUGGUCGUUUUUCAUGAAACAUGAGCAGAAAGAAUUUCUGUUUCUAUAGUUUGCGUUAAAUUAAAUAUGACAAUUUAUGAAAAAUUGGUUUUGGAUUGAAUGGAUAAAUAAUUUGUAAAACCAUUCAUACUUAAAUUGUUGCAUUGAAUUAAAUGCAACUAUUUACGAAAAGAUGGUUUUGGAUAGAACCGAUAAAUUGUUUGUUAAACCAUCCUUGCGUAAAUUGUUGCAUCGAAUUAAACGUGACAAUUUACGAAAAAAAUUUUUUAAUAGAUAAGUACUUCUUAAAACCAUUCUUUUGUAAGUUGUUGCAUUUAAUAAAAAAUGACUGAAUAGAAAAAUCAUUUAUAAAACCACAAACUUUUUGAAAACACUUUCUUGUGUGCGUACGCUGCCUUCAUUUUAAAAUGGCACUGUCUAAAUUUUCAUAAAUCUGUUUUAUUGAACGGUCAUCGUGUAGCUCUUGUCUUUCCAGAAAUAAGAUUCCUUUGAAACGCUGUGGUGUGUUUGUGUUGAUAAAGUGCUGUAGUCUUUCUACUGUUUUCUGCACAAUGAAAAUCAAAACUGCUGGCACACGCACACUCUUGUGCACAUGUUCGUUUGUGCAUCUAAGUGGGGGGCUUUUUCUAGCAUCAUUCGCACAAGAUAAACAACAUGUGCAUGUUUUGAUUUUAUCUACAUAUAACAAUUUUGAGGGCUUAAAUAACAUGCUCAGAACCUUGUGCAUGUAUUUAUCCAUCUUAAGGGGGAUAGUUCACCCAGAAAUAAAAAACAAUUGUCAUUUACUUACCCAAAAAGGGUUUCCAAUGACAUGUGGGUGAGUAAAUGAUGACAAAAUUUUCAUUUUUGGGUGAACUGUCCUAUUAAAUGGCUUGAUCAAGCCAAAUCUGUCUAAAAAUAGCACUGCAGGUUUGUCUCUGGUGCUAAACUAUCUAAACCUUCUCGUUAAUUUGUUGAACUUUUGUCGAUUUCAUUGGCAAUUUAUUUAACGUCGACAUAUCACAGACAUAUAUUGUUUUUCAGGACUGUUUUUCAGUCAUCACCAGAGUUGGUAUCAAUGAAUGGUUAAAAACGGUUAAUACCGUGAAAGGUGACCUCGAGUUUCAGCUUUGCAAUAUGACUUACAUGAAUGUGGAUGUUGGCUGAAUGUUUGAGGGUAGAGAUCACUGUUUUAAGCCAUAGCGCGCACUGCGUCUGUCCUGAGAAGUUUCUUCUGGAUUAUUCUAUAGCAAAAUAUAUAUGCAUUUAUGUAACGUGAAAAAGGUGGCAAUGUUUUGGCAAUAAAGUGUCCACACACUGCCCAGACACCAGCACACCUGAAACAUCUCUAGAACGUUCCAGAUUAUUUUAUGGAAGUUACAGAGCCAAAUUUCUAAUUUUCCACAUUUUUGAGAAUUGUGGUGGUCUCCAAUUUAAGCCAACAGAUUCUCCUAAAAGUUUGGUUUGAUCAUUAUGGUGGUUAUGCAACAGUUUCACUUUAUUGGGAAAAGCUGGAGAAUUAUCACUGGAAAAACAGAAGUGCGUGUUUUUGAUUUUUUUAACCGUUUUUCUAUAGCAAUUUUUAUUGGUGAUUUUACUGUAUUAAUAUAGAGAUUGUAUUGGUGAGAUUCGACUGGUCAAAUUGUGUAUAUUGAGUUUGUGACUGUAGAGAUGUUUAUUCUGAUGAUCUCUAAACAAACAUCAUUAAAAUAUAUGAGUCCAUA